Pomacea canaliculata is the source of this 3318-nucleotide messenger RNA. RefSeq lists its product as uncharacterized. The record is from RefSeq and is a predicted model, not a curated record. The coding region runs from base 544 to 1773 and encodes 409 amino acids. The transcript is spliced from 4 exons. NCBI's taxonomy places the organism in Eukaryota, Metazoa, Mollusca, Gastropoda, Architaenioglossa, Ampullariidae.
GGAUGGAGUUAACGCAAAUGGGGUGGUAAAUCACUAAAGGACUUUAGCUCCCAUAAACAAGACGAGUUCAACAUUUCAUAAGCGUACAGUAUACCCUGAUAUCUCUUUAUGCAGUCGCUGAUCCUCUCAUGUUUACAAUGUUUAUCCUCACUCCUCCUGUCUUACGUUUCAACGGAGACUCGCGCAGUCGAUACGUUUAAAUGACGUACAGGGGGGCAUGUUCUUCAUAAACGUAUUCUUCGUAAUUCUGAAAUUAAAUAUGAAAGACUAGAUUCCACAAGUUUUAAUUAUCCUACACUAGCCCCCAAUGUUAGGUUAGCUUCGUGGCGUCGCAGGUCGGUGGGUCUGUCAGCGCCGAAGACCCAACAAAGACCCGCAGCUGAGCUCAUUUUCGCCGAGGGGCACGCGAUGAACUCAUUUGCAUAUUCGCGCCGGCAGAUUUUUGUGUCGCUAUUGAACACUCCUGUGUUCUGAGUCGGCACACCUUCCAGUAUUAGCAUCACUCUCACCCUAACGGUGACCUCUUUGUGGUAUCCACUUGACAUGAUGGCAGCCAUUCCCACCGGCAGGCCAGACAUUCCCAUGAUGCCAAUGCCAGUCUAUCCAAAUCCAGGCUUUAUGCAUGCCCCAGACAACCCUCACAUUAACAAACUGCCUGUGCCUGCAGCCCGAGGUCUUCACAACACCCACAUUUCCACCACAACUGCCCCACCAUCUGAACCAGUGCAGCUGAUUUCAAGCAAUCAACAAAACAACAAGACACCAGGGGCUUCCUCUGACGGUACCAAUGAAACAGCAGCAGUGGAUCCUUCACGGCUGAAAUAUUGGAAUCACGAGGAAAUUGUGGAGCUGAUUCAACUGUAUAAAAAGUACUUACCUGAGUUUCACAAGUUUGGCCAGAGGAAAAUGAAUGUUUGGCAGCGUGUGACAGAAGAACUUGUUGCGAAAGGCUAUGGAAACUUCUCGUGGGCUGAAUGCAGUGCAAAGUUCCGUAGUCUGCGGGACAGUUACAGAAGGACUACUACCGGUGGGCGGGCUCAUACCUGGCAGUACUAUCCACUCAUGAAAGAAAUUAUGAAAAUGGAAAAAAUGAUUCUUGAACAAGAGCCAGCCAACAAACCACCAAAAGGAACCAUUACUUGUGAAAAUGAGAUAAGGGCCCAAAACAUCGCAUUCACCAACAACCAACAGCCAUGUACAUCACGGAAUGAUGAUAACGGAGAAGCUGAUUUUGGGGACUCUGACCUUGAGGAUUUGAACAGAAAGAGAACUUUGUCAGAUUCUAAUGGACCUGCAGGCAAGAAAGGAAAAGAGUCUGACCAGGAAUCAGAGAUUGUCAUUGGCAAAAAUUUCAAUGGUGAAACUGUUAAGGCUAAGACAAAACGACCACUGGGUCCACUGGGACCUUUGAGUGGUCUGCAGGCAUUAGGGAAGAGCUUGUGCUUGCCGCAAACUCAGCUGGUUGUGGCUGAUGAUGGUCAGGUAGUGCAGACAACCUCAGCUCCAACUGGUCUGUUUGUGGAUGAGAAUGGUCGGCUUGGCAGCAGUCAGGUCACACCUGCUCGACAAACAGUUUCUAUGCCUCAGUGGUUCAAGAUGUACGAAAAAAGAACACGUGCUGAAAAUAAUCGUCGUUUGGAAGAGCUGAAAGAAAUGCAUCAGGAGAGUUUGGAGCUGCAGCGACAAAGUCUGGAAAUACAGAGGCAGAAAAAUGAACUGCUGAAAAAUCUGACAGAAUCAUUGGCAGAAUUCAAAUCACUUCUUCAGAGAUGAUACAGUAAUAGUCUUCUUGUAGUCUGCAUAGUGAUGUGUAUGAGUGUUAGCUAGCCUGUAGCGUACAUAUAUUGACAGCAACAGAAAAUGCUUGGUUGUGAGAUCGCAUAAAGAAAAAUGGCUUUUGUCUUGUGAGGAAAUAUAUGACUCGCCACCACAAAAUGAGUCAAAGUCGCACAAAGCAGUUUCAGGGUAGAGGCCCAGAAAUGUGAUUAGGUUCAACUUUGUGCCAUCAGACUUGCGCACUUCAGACCUUUAUAACUCAUUCAAUUUUAGCAUCAAAAGAAAGGUCAAAACCUGUACAUUUUAAAAAUAUACAAUUUGCAAAAUCUCAAAUUUCCAACUUAAACUCAUAAGGAUACGUGGUUCUUUGGAAGAGCAGGGGCUGCACCAAACAUUACAGCAUUGUCUAUUUCAUAGCCAUAUAAAAGGAUAAAACGUCGUCCAAUGAAAGGGUUUGACUAAAGAAUUCAUGCUGGUAUUUUUAGGCACCCAACGAGCAUAUAUGCACUGAGAAAAUGGUGAUGUUGAGAAUGGGAGUUGUUGGAUAUACCAUAAAAGUCUAAAGACUCUGUUAUAACAGUAGUGCCAAAAGAGGAAAUAUUCUGAGCAAGAGAGUACUUGUGAGAAAUGGUAGAGAAGAUAAGGAAGUGAAUGGUCAGAAUAACAGUUAAAUUAUUUCUUCUCAGGAAGCAAAGAUAUGAUCUAUAAAUUUUGUUCUGAAGCUGCUGUACUUGUUGAAUCAUUAACAGCUCAUAGACCUAUGAGCAAAAAUUGCUUUAGUACAAAUCAGGGGAGUUGCAGACUGAUUCUUGUUUUUUAUAUCUUCAUUUGUGGUUGAUAUUUUAGCAAUAAUUACAGAACAAAAAUAAAAUGCUUCCUUGCACAAAACUUAUCACCCUCUUCCUCUCAUUUUCACUCAUAGCUCCUCGUCUUCCUUUUGCAAAAUGGCGAUACUCGAUCUCAGUCCUUGUUACUUGGAUCCUCAGUUACGCUUUUUUUUCGUCAGUGCUGUUCUUUAUCCUUCCAUCAUUCAUGUGUUGUUUGCUGGUUCUUCCAACCCUCAUAUGUUGCCCAUAACUUGUUCUUAAGCACUAAGAGCAUGCUCCUUAUGAGUUUUGCAUUUAUUAUUUAUUAUAAUUGUUAAAAAUUUUUGCCAUUUGAAACAAAACUAUUCUUGUAGGUAGAGCGUACAAAUAAAGAAGCGUACAAAAAUACAAAUUGGGGAGGAGAUAUCAUAAAGCUCCCUUAAUAAAGAUAUUUAGCAGCAUUUUAACUUGUAUCCCUCUACUCCUAAUCCCUUUGUAAUGCAUCAAGGUUGUGCUCGUUAAGAUAUUUCUUCCAUGAAAAAGUUCACAACUGGUUUUUCGCAAAUGUUGUAGCUUAGUUCUGCGGGCUUCAGGUUCUUAAUGCAUCAUUUUAUAUUGUGAUUGACAUAAUCAUUUGUACAUUGUUGCUUCCUUGCCAUGCUGGUUUUUGUGCUUCAAAGAUUCCAUUACAAGAAACUGAAUUUAUGUCUUUAAUAAAAUAAAACUAAAAGCUAAA